UACAAAAAUAACAAUAACAACUAAAACUGGUAUUAAUCGAACUUAAGAAAAGGAGUAUAUAAAUAAAUUAAGAAAAAUGCGGAGAAGGAAGAAGCCCAAUCUCCAUAGCCAUAGCCAAUAGCUAUAGGCAAUAGCGCUCGCUCCUCCUGCGAGGCAAACAAACACACAACAGAAUUCUACGACGUCGAAACGCCGGGAUCCGCGUUUUCUCGAUCACCGCAAUUCCUCUACCCAUUCCUCAUUUUCCACGACAAUUUGACGGUUACAUUGGACUUGUAUGCUCUGAAUCUAGUGAAAAUAAAUAAAUGUAAGGUUAAUUUUGGGUUAGGCUACCUUGAAUUUCUGGAGAAGAAGGUUUAGAUUUUUAUUCGGUUCAAGAGGGACCGAACAUGUCAAGGGGCGAGACGAUCCCGUUGUCGGUAUUGUUGAGGCGUGAAUUGGCCUCUGAGAAGAUCGAAAAGCCUGAGAUUUCUCAUGGUGAAGCCAGCCAGAGCAAGAAAGGAGAGGACUUUCUGUUUGUCAAGACCGGAUGCGAAAGAGUACUGGGAGAUGGGGUCACAUCCUUUUCUGCUUUUGCGUUAUUUGAUGGGCACAAUGGGUCAAUGGCUGCUAUAUAUACUAAGGAGAAUCUAUUGAAUAAUGUUUUGAGUGCCAUUCCACCAGAACUCAACAGAGAUGAAUGGCUUUCAGCAUUGCCAAGGGCUCUAGUUGCUGGAUUUGUUAAAACGGAUAAAGAUUUCCAAGGAGAAGCACGAACUUCCGGAACAACUGUCACAAUUGCUAUAAUUGAAGGAUGGGUAGUAACAGUUGCAUCAGUUGGUGAUUCUCGCUGCAUUCUUGAAUCUGCGGAAGGGGGAAUAUAUUAUCUAUCAGCAGAUCAUAGACUUGAAUGCAAUGAAGAGGAGAGGGAACGCAUUACAUCCAGUGGUGGAGAGGUUGGCCGACUUAAUACUGGUGGUGGCACACAGAUUGGUCCUUUGAGGUGCUGGCCUGGUGGAUUAUGCCUCUCAAGAUCCAUUGGAGAUAUGGAUGUUGGGGAGUUCAUAGUUCCUGUCCCUUACGUAAAGCAAGUAAAGCUUUCUUCAGCAGGUGGCAGGAUUAUUAUUGCAAGUGAUGGUGUUUGGGAUUCUGUAUCUGCAGAAGCAGCAUUUGAGUGUGCUCGUGGUAUGCAACCAGAUGCUGCAGCUACACAAAUUGUAAAAGAGGCCGUACAGCCAAAGGGAAUCCGAGAUGACACAACAUGCAUUGUGAUUGAUGUACACCUUCCAGAGAAGCCACCUCCACCACACCCCAAAAAAACAGCAAAAGGAGUGUUUAAGGCUAUGUUCCGCAAAAAGAGUUCUGAAUCUUCUUCUUACAUUGACAAAGAAUAUUGUGAACCAGAUUUCGUGGAGGAACUGUUUGAGGAAGGAUCAGCAUUACUUUCUGACAGGUUGGACACGAGGUAUCCAAUUUGUAAUAUGUUUAAGCUGUUCAUGUGUGCUGUUUGUCAAGUAGAGAUAAAGCCUGGUGAAGGCAUUUCAGUACAUGCUGGAUCAGCAGAUUCAAAAAAAUCACGGCCUUGGGAUGGUCCUUUUCUUUGCUCUAGUUGCCAAGAGAAGCGGGAAGCCAUGGAAGGAACGAGACCUUCUGGGAAUGGUAGAUACAGCAGUGGAAGUGACGAGUAACCACUGAAGACAUUGCCUACUGACCAAAUUAAUUCCCUUUGUUUUUUUGUGAAGAAAGCGACCAUUGAUGCUUCUUGUGACAUACCUGGGAUACAAGCAUCAUCUUUCAUCUACACCUAAGAACUGCAUAGUACAUAGAUAGACCUCAUUCUAACAGAGGUAUAUGGAUAUACCUGUUCUGAUUUGAAUUCUUGCAAGGAUGUCGAGAUGUUGGAGCAUACUGCAUACUAGACAUGUAAGAGGUAAUAAAUAGCUCUCAGAUACAUCCAGCUAUAUAUACCAAUGUUUUCCUUCUGUAGAGUUAAUGGUGAGUAAAGCAUUAUCCAGUCUAACAUUAUCAUGUAGGAAAGCCUUGUUAGGAUUCAUGUAGAGUAAAUUUCAUUUUUGGUCCCAGCAGUUUAAACUAAGUUUCAAGUUGCUCCUAAUUACUUAAAUACUUCAAUAUUAUCUUGAAUGUAUUCCAUCCAAUGUCUUGACAAAUAGAUAAGGAUAAAAGUUUUACGAGUAUUAUUUA
Messenger RNA from Ipomoea triloba (trilobed morning glory), 2181 nucleotides. Its product is annotated as probable protein phosphatase 2C 12. Gene Ontology annotation, biological process: protein dephosphorylation. NCBI's taxonomy places the organism in Eukaryota, Viridiplantae, Streptophyta, Magnoliopsida, Solanales, Convolvulaceae. The transcript has 10 exons. Gene Ontology annotation, molecular function: protein serine/threonine phosphatase activity. Bases 390 to 1667 code for a protein of 425 amino acids. The record is from RefSeq and is a predicted model, not a curated record.